Ascochyta rabiei is the source of this 630-nucleotide messenger RNA. RefSeq lists its product as uncharacterized. The record is from RefSeq and is a predicted model, not a curated record. NCBI's taxonomy places the organism in Eukaryota, Fungi, Ascomycota, Dothideomycetes, Pleosporales, Didymellaceae. Gene Ontology annotation, molecular function: acyltransferase activity, transferring groups other than amino-acyl groups. The transcript has 2 exons. Bases 1 to 630 code for a protein of 209 amino acids.
AUGACCCACCACGACCCCAUCGCAGACGCCAAAGCGCAGGAAGCGACGCACAAGUAUGCCUUCCGCGCAGCAACAAUGGACGACAUACCAGCGCUACAAGCCAUGAUUGGAGAGUCUCUCCGGGCGCUGGGAAAAGGGUAUUACACCGAUGCGGAGCUCGACGGAUCGAUAGGGUAUCUAUUCGGCCCCGACACCGUGUUGAUACGAGAUCAGACAUACUACAUCCUGCACCCGCUCCACAGCCCCAGCACAAUCGCCGCCUGCGGCGGCUGGUCCUUUCGGCAAACGCUGUACGGCGGCAACAACGCGCCCUCGUCUUUGCGGAUGCCGGCGAAGCGCGACCCAGCCGUAGACCGGGCCAGCAUCCGAGCCAUCUUCACGGCGCCCGUGUUCGCGCGGCAGGGGCUUGGGACCAUGGUGAUGCGGUACUGCGAAGGGCGGGCGGCGGAGGGGAACAGCGAGACGGCGGGGUUUGGCCGGUUGGAGAUGGGGGCCACGUUGAGUGGGGUCGCGCUGUACGAGAGGUGUGGGUAUAGGAGGAGUGGGAGGGAGGAUGUCGUGACGUGUCCGAACGGGGCGGGGAUUAGGAUUUGUCACAUGGUUAAGGAUUUGGAUGGGGUGGACUCCUGA